AUGGUAAUCUACGCUAUCAACAUAUCAAUAAUAGAUCUGAUCACACAGAAAGACAUCAAGAACUUUGAAGAACAACUCAAGGGAGUUGUCUUGGACAGAGAUAGACUGAGACUGGUUAAGACCAUUGCCAAUUCAUUCACAUUCACCUCUGAGAAUGUCAAGAAGCUUGUUCAAAUCCAGCAUUAUGGUGAACCAAAGAUUCAAACAGCGAUCCUGAUGUAUCCAAACGUCACCGACAAGCAGAACUAUCAGAUGGUCAUUGAUGAGUUCUAUGAGGAUGAGAAGAAGAUGAUCAAGCAGACACUCAAAAUAUAG
Messenger RNA from Acytostelium subglobosum LB1, 315 nucleotides. RefSeq lists its product as hypothetical. Lineage: Eukaryota; Evosea; Eumycetozoa; Acytosteliales; Acytosteliaceae. Bases 1 to 315 code for a protein of 104 amino acids. The transcript is spliced from 3 exons. The record is from RefSeq and is a predicted model, not a curated record.